AGAGUUUUUGCUUUUGAUGCUGUUUAAUACUGAUUCUGUUGUGAAUGUGUUAGUUAUCAGCACUUAACUUAUUAUUAAGGUUUGAUUCUCAGUCAAAACAUGUUUUUAUCGGCGAUUAUUCCGGCCAAGUUACUAUGUUAAAGAUAGAAGACUCUGGCUAUAAACCUAUUACUACUUUAAAAGGACAUUCAGGUAGUAUAAGGUGUUUAUCAUGGGAUCCUGAAAGAAAGCUCUUAUUUUCCGGAAGUUUUGACCAAUCAAUAAUUGUCUGGGACAUAGGAGGUCAACAGGGUACAGCUUAUGAAUUACAAGGACACCACAAUAAAGUAACAUCUUUGUGUUUUGCCAAUGCAUCAAAACAAUUAAUAUCUGGAGCUGAAGAUAGUACAAUAGUUUUUUGGAACAUGCAAGUAAAUAGGUUGGAGGUGAGUUAACUCUUUUGGAUACUG
This is a messenger RNA of Parasteatoda tepidariorum (common house spider), 449 nucleotides long. NCBI's taxonomy places the organism in Eukaryota, Metazoa, Arthropoda, Arachnida, Araneae, Theridiidae. The record is from RefSeq and is a predicted model, not a curated record.